Messenger RNA from Plectropomus leopardus (leopard coralgrouper), 2721 nucleotides. It is a transcript of the gene mmd, whose product is annotated as monocyte to macrophage differentiation-associated. The record is from RefSeq and is a predicted model, not a curated record. Gene Ontology annotation, cellular component: membrane. Gene Ontology annotation, molecular function: pore-forming activity. Lineage: Eukaryota; Metazoa; Chordata; Actinopteri; Perciformes; Serranidae.
GGGAGCUGCCUGUCAUUGACCGGCGGAGCUGCUUGCUUGCGGGGGUCUUUUUGGUUUUUUUCCCGGCUGCCGCUCGGUGCUUAUGGAUAUCUCUAGCUUAAAAAAGAGGCAGUGAGCCAGUAUUUGUUACAGAAUGGUAUUAAGAAAAAGACUAAAAUGGUGCCUUUGUAGUAGGAGUAUUGAUGCUGCCGGUGCCUUGUAGCUGUAGUGAAAGUUAGCUAAUGAGUAGCAUAAGGUUAGCCGAAUAGCUAAUGCUAGGCCUUCCGUUUCCUUUGGUUUGUCAGGACAGCAUAUUAUUUUGUUAUUCCCUUUGUAAAGCAGGGCACUGUUGCUCUUUUGUUUGCUAGCGUUUGCUGAUUUUUUUUCUUUGCUUCCUGUGGUGGAUAAGGCACUGAAAUGAAGAGAGUGAACAGCUUCCAGAGGUUCAUGAACAGACGGGCCUCUGCUAACUGCCGCUAUCAGCCCACCUGCUAUGAGCAUGCUGCAAACUGCUACACCCAUGCACUCCUCAUCGUGCCAGCCUUUGUGGGCAUGGCGUUUCUGCAUCGUCUGUCCGACAACGGCUGGGAGAGGAUCACCGCCUGGGUGUACGGCAUGGGCCUGUGUGCCCUCUUCCUGGUCUCCACUGUGUUUCAUAUCAUCACCUGGAAGAAAAGCCACAUGAGGUCUAUGGAACAUUGUUUCCACAUGUGCGACAGAGUGGUCAUUUAUUUCUUCAUUGCUGCCUCCUACACACCUUGGUUGAACCUACGUGAGUUGGGCCCACUAGCUGCACACAUGCGCUGGUUUGUGUGGCUCAUGGCUGCUGCUGGAACCAUAUAUGUCUUCAAUUAUCAUGAAAAGUAUAAACUUGUUGAGCUGGCCUUCUAUUUGAUGAUGGGUUUUUUCCCCGCAUCAGUCGUGACAUCAAUGAACAACACAGACGGCCUUCAGGAGCUGGCCUGCGGCGGACUCAUCUACUGCCUCGGUGUGUUUUUCUUCAAGAGCGACGGCGUCAUCCCCUUCGCCCACGCUAUCUGGCACGUGUUUGUGGCGCUGGCCGCGGCCGUGCACUACUACGCCAUCUGGAAAUACCUCUACAGGGCCCCCAGCGCAGACACCCUCCAGUCAUGACCAAAGCCGGGGCUGGACGCCGGCACCUUCUCCCCCUGCACGCUUCUGAGCAGAAGCGCCUGCACACGGACUUCCCUCAACUGCCCGCUGAAGCUGCAACGACAGCCGUGAAGUUUACGAAAAUAAUGACCAGGAAUUGUUUACUGUUUUCUAACGUGGAGAACAGAUUUUUCAGCGUCUCACUUGCGAACAAAAGCUACUUUCAAAGCUGUUUUGUACAACUUCAGUCUAAAAAAAACAUAACAAGGGGAGUGAAUUUUGACUUUUUACAUGAACCUGGGCACAUUCAUGAGUAUUUGAGAAAUUUGAUAGCAGUCUUUUGUAUUAUUGAUGUGAGUACAUUCCACAUUGGGGCCAUUUGAGUGUCAAAACCUGGAGAUUCAUUCAUAUCAGCUGGUUAUUUAAACACUGGGGAUAUGGAGUGAGGUUUUCAGCUCAGUAGCUGGGCUGGGUAUCACUUUAACCAAAAGAAUAUUUUUUUCAUACUUUGCUUCUGAGAAAACAUGUUUUUCUAAAAAAAUGUUUCUGUUUGAUUUAAAAAAACAAAAGGCAACCAAAGUUUGGAAAUCUAAACACAAGCCGUUGUACAAGACAGUACAAAUUUUGGCAAAACGCAAUUUAAAGCAGGAACUAUUUGAUGGAAAAAUGAAUACAGUAAAGCAUAAAUCUGACCAGAUAUUUGAUGCCAACUUUUGAUACUAAAAAAAAGUAUUGAAGUUUUUUGCCCAGCCUUUGUCAGUAGUUAAUACAGACUGGAAGUGUUUUAAGUGUGCUCGGUUUUGUGCUGCUGGUGCAUUUUCAAGUCAAGUCAGGAAGGAAAAUGACAAAAAAAAGCUUUCGAUGGACAUUUGGUCAUUUGUUUUCCUAUUAUCUUUUUCACAGUGAUUACUAUAAACCCAUCUGAUCCACAUUCACACUUUUUUGACUGUUGCAUAUUUGGUUUCUGAUCGCUAUCCAAAUGCAGUCCUCAGGUUUCAGCAUCCACAGUUUCUCCUGUAAGUGUUUAGCGCCCCCUGCUGAUGGGCUGAUGUAAGGAGAUGAAACGGAUGGAUUUUGUUAAUGAGCCAAAUGAGAGAAAAAUCAGUUCAGGUAAUAGGAAGAGACAGAUUCUUUUUUUCAAUUUUGUUAUUACUGUGAAUAGUGUGCAGUAGAGUGUGUGUAUGCACGACCUUUGUACUGUAGUCCAGUAUUGCCGUUCUGCUGAUUCUCUCUCUUUUUGAUUUGCACCACUAGGACGAACAGUGUUUUUCUGUCUGUGUUCUGAAGCGGGUUUGAUCAGUGGAGAAACCUCAUGUUCAUGUUUUGUAAAUUUGCUUAAUGGCUCCACAUUCCUAACAUUUCUCGUUGCUUCUUUCCUCUUAGUGAUGUACGGAGCUGAAUGAUCGCAUAUUUCUUAAUUGUUGAAAUGACUUCCUUAACCACUGUGUUUUGUAAUGUUUAUAUUCUGUUGUUUGUUCCGAUGAUGACAUGAUCCUGGCCUUGGCAGGGAAAAAAAACUGCUUCUUGUCUGUUCCAUUGGCUGUUAAUGGUGCUGCAUAUACAUGAAUGCUCCUCCAUUCGGAAUAUCACCUUUCUAAUGUGACAAUAAAAAAAAUGAUAAUGCCCCAA